AUGGCCAACGAGAUCAUUCCAGCUCUGGCCAUCGCCGUACUACUCGGCACACCCGUCUUUAUAGCCUUAUUUCUUCAGAAUGGGAACCGAACACCAAGAGAGCUCCGGAACCUGCGGCGACAAGGCGUCGAAAGGAGCAACAUGCAAGAUCAGACAGAUCCCCAGUACGAUCUUCCCGCGGGCGCAUCGAGCAAGGCUCCCAUCAGGAUCAAAGCCAUCUUCAUCCAUCCCAUUAAGUCUUGUGCACCAGUCGAAUUGAAUCGUACUCAGCUCCUCAAGAGUGGCUUUUUUCUGGACCGUUUCUUUGCGCUCGCGACAGAGGUCAAUCGGCCGGCAUCAGAAGGCGGUCCAAUUUGGCGUUUCAUCAGCCAGCGUACCAAGCCAUUGAUGUCUCAAAUCAAGACUGAGGUUUGGCUUCCCUGUGAGAGCAGCGAUGAGAAUGAUCCAUUGGUCAAGUCUCAAGGGUGUGUCGUCUUCAGAUUCCCAGAUCCCGAUCACAUCGGUUGGUCCGACCGACUCAUAUCACUGAUCUGGAGAGGCCAAAAAGAGGUUGUCGGGAUUGCGCCGAUAUCUUCAUACGAGAGAUUUGAGGAAAAGCAUGGAUUGACUAUGAAGCCCUUCACCAUUCAUUCCAGAGAGGCAAAGGGCUUGGAUCUCGGCGGCUUAUCGUCUGUCGCAGAUACACUGCCCAAAUUGAAACGCUUCCUCAAGAUCUCAGACCAACAAGGGCUCACGCUGCUACGACUUACUCCGGAUAGCCUCGUACGUACUGAGAAGAAUCUUGCACCUCUGCAGCAUAUUGGAACACCAGCUAUUCACGGGUACACCGACCAGCAGCCUGUCAACAUCAACAACUUGGCCUCCGUCCACGCAGUAUCAGCGCUUCUGCCCAAAGAGAACCAACCGCUAAACGCGCUUCGCUUUCGCGCAAACAUCUGGGUCACGGGCGCUCCAGCAUUCGACGAGGAUACAUGGAAACGGUACCGCAUUGUACCAAAUGCAGGCCCAUCGCCGACAUUGUCAGUCGUUUGCCGUACGUCACGCUGCACCCUGCCCAACGUCAAUCCGCACACCGGCAAGCCGGACACCGAUACUCCGGGUUCUGGAAAGACACGAGGGAAGCCUCAGCCUAGUUCGACAUUGAUUGAGCAUCGUACUAUCGAGGAUGGAAACCCGAAAGCUCUUGGUUAUAUAGGCAUGCAUUGCGUGCCCGAGGACUCUUGCUUUGGAGAGAUGCCUGGGAAGCAAGAGGGCGUAUAUGUACAGGUCGGCGAUGAAGUUGAAGUUCUGGAACGCGGAGCGCACCUCUAUGGAUCUACUGGCAAUGACUAUUGA
Fusarium coffeatum is the source of this 1335-nucleotide messenger RNA. RefSeq lists its product as uncharacterized. Bases 1 to 1335 code for a protein of 444 amino acids. Gene Ontology annotation, molecular function: catalytic activity; molybdenum ion binding; pyridoxal phosphate binding. Lineage: Eukaryota; Fungi; Ascomycota; Sordariomycetes; Hypocreales; Nectriaceae. The record is from RefSeq and is a predicted model, not a curated record. The transcript has a single exon.